This is a messenger RNA of Symbiodinium necroappetens, 483 nucleotides long. The record is from the annotation of a GenBank genome assembly. Lineage: Eukaryota; Dinophyceae; Suessiales; Symbiodiniaceae.
AUGGGUGCCGAGUGCAGCAAUCCUACAUGUGGCCGGCCGGAGCCGGGCCGAUGUCCGGAGUCCAGCGUCCAAGCUCAGAGUUGCCACACUCCUCUUCCUCCUGAAUGGAGUGGGGACUGUGCCGAAAACCGGUGCGGAGAGUAUGAAUUCGACACCAGCCUUUUCUUCGAUGACCAUAUCUCGCCGCCUGACGAGCUUCUCCAUCCGGCAUUUGAAACGAUGCAAGGAAACUGGUAUCGCAAAGACGACAACCUGCACGUGGGCGAAGUGGUUGGGCACCACAUCGUGUGGCAUAUCAACUGGAAGAUGCCCUCGUAUAUCACGGAGCUGGAGAUCGUAUCGCCGCGAAUGAAGGAAUCAAAAGUGCCAGGUUCUACUAUGAUUCAGAUUCAGGUGAACAACUUCAUCACCGUCGGGGAGGUCCGAAAUGGCCCGCAGACGGCGAUCUUCUGGCAGGACGGCGAUGUCUGGCUGAAGAAGUGA